Molecule: messenger RNA, 4862 nt
Organism: Linum trigynum
Lineage: Eukaryota; Viridiplantae; Streptophyta; Magnoliopsida; Malpighiales; Linaceae
Source: the annotation of a GenBank genome assembly
AAUGAGAAUGGUACCAUUACAGAAAAUAAAAGGGAGAGUGAUGUGUUGGGUUUGUAGGGCCAAAUGGUGCGCCUCACCAACUAAACAGAGCAACGUUUUCUCGUCGUGGGUAAUUAAUGAAUUGAAUUCAACAAAGAAGAAGAAGAAGAAGAACGAAAGGAUAGAAAACAAAAGAAGGGAAGGACGUGAAUGCCUCUUCUUCUUCUUCUCUCUAGCCUUUGUUUUGGAAGAGCACUACUAAUCACUGUAGUUGGUGAUCAGUGGGGCCUGCACACUUACACAUAUUCCUCCACUAAGUGUAAUUACCAAUUAAAUUAAUCCUCUUAGUGUCCCUUUUUCUGUUUUAAUCACAGGGUACUAAUGAUGGAUUAACAUAUGUAUUAGUAUUCCCUAUUGGCUAACCUACCUCCUAUUUUCUUUUCCCAUGGCUCCGGCCAGCUGCAGCAAAUUUGGCAGUGCCCGUUGGCAUUAGGAUACUUAAUUCUAACCUUUUUUUUAGGUGGACAUAUGACAGUCCUAAGUCCUAACCUAAUCCGUAACCUCUUUUGUCCCUCCCUUAAUUAAAGAAAAGUCACCAUUUUGUCCCUAUCAUCACACUAAAUCCAAUCCAAUCAUCAAUUGUAACGAUGAAUUGAGAAAAGAGAGUACUAUUACUACAAGUGGAGAAAUGUAGAUCCAAUGCAUCGAUCUCAUCUAUUUCAGAUUGGUCCUUAAAUUCAUUUUUGAUUCGGGAGGCAUUCGUUUAUUAAUCAUUUAUCGUUUGAUUUAUGAUUUGAUAUGAUUUCGCGACUUAAUAUUCACUAUAUAAGAGUUAUUGUUUCUCAAAUGAUCUAAUAGAUAAGUCUUUACACAAACACCCUUCUGUAUUUCUUUAUUUUUAGUUGUUUUUGUUCUUUAAAUCUUUAUAUAUAUUAUAGUUGGGCACAAACAAGACUAAACUAAUUCACACAUAAGAGAAUUAAACGGUCAAUUGGAUGAGAAAUUUUAACGGAACAAAUUUAUCAAAUUGUCUCGUUUUGACACAAUUAUAGGCCAAAUUGACCACUUACUCUUAAGCAGCUGAUUAGAUGGGGCAAUUUGAUCUGCAAAAUUUCGAAUUGACUUAUUCUAAGGUGUGAAUUCAACUUAACUCAUCUUGUAAAAAAAAUAAUUAACCAAAUUGUCUUAAUUUCCAAUCAAUCCAUCCAAACGACCUGAUUAUAUGUGAGAACGGUCCAAUUAUAUGAACAAAUUAGUUACGAAGCAAAUUGCGUCCCCACACCCAUUGAUCCGUUAACUUGACACCAUCUGGUAUUGCCGCCUUUAAUCGCAAAAAUUAACAAACUCUAAUCCAAAAUUUAUUUUAAUUUGAAUAAUUUUAAUUCCGGAGGGAACUAAAACUACCAUUUGGUAUCUCGAGAACGGAAUCAUUAAAAUCCCUUCCUUCCUUCUCCUAUAAAUAACAAACCUAACGCGCCAGUUGCCAACUGUCGGUCACCGACGGCCAACACCAUCCACGCAAACUAUUCAACACCACUCCACGUGUCCCUCCUCCUCCCGCCGCCGCCGCCGCCGUCCUUUCUCUCCGGUCACCUCUGGCGCAAUUCCGGUGAGUCCCCACUCCCUGACUCCUUCGCUACUCCCAACAAAUUGACUUCAGACUUCCCGUGCCAAUUUCGUCUGCAAACUUGAGCUGUAUGAUCUCUGCAACUGAAAACCCGACCCGAUUCCAUCGUGCCCAUUCCUCUUCUUUCGCUUCCCAUUCCUCUCUCUCUCUCUCUCUCGCAUUAUAUCUAUUUUUCUCGUAAUUUUUUUUUUCAGUUUCAAUUUUUUGCAAUUAACAACAACAAAUCGAGAAGCCUCCUGGUUUUUCUUCUUCCCUUUCUUUCUUUCCUCGGGCUAUCAAAAUUUUCAUGUUUGAUAGCCUUUCUCCUCAAUUGCUGCCUCUUUCGUCGGAUCCGCCAUUCCCUCCUCUCACGCUCUGUCAAGGUAAUUCCGAUUCCGCCGGCGAAGUUUUUUCCUAGGGUUUUGAUUCGGACAUUGCCGCGUUUCCUCCCCCGCUUUUUUUAUGUUUCGUUGCUUUGAAUGUUGGUUAUGCAGGUUUGUUAUUCUGAUUCAGUUAUGGGUUCUUUUUUGGUUUUAGGUUUGAGGAGGAUUUUUUUUUCUGAUCUCUGAAGAAGGUGGAUUAUUGCGCGAUUCCGGCGACUGGAUUGCAGGUUGUCGAUUAGGGGAGGAAAUUCAUUUCUUGUAGAGGAAAGCCGAGAGGGAAAUAUAGGGGGGAAUCCCAAAAUUGUCGCAAUUUCUUUUUGUUGUUGAUGAUCCUAUAAUAUAUAUGCCCAUUUUGAGCUUGUUUUAGAUAGAGCGAGGGAAAGAUUUCUGCCUUUUUUGGUUUCUGGUUUUGGGUUAUGGAGAUGGAGGAUAAUAAUGCUAGCAGAGAUUUCUACGUUGAUCUGGAGAGCGGACCAAACAACAAUGAUAAUGGCAGAGCAGGGGAUCCUUCCUCUUCUCCUCAUUCUUCCCCAAAUGGCGUGAGAUCAUUGUUCAACAAAGUAUGCAGCGUUUUGGCGAAAGGGGAAGAAGAAGGGCAGAAGCUCUUGUGUGGGAAUGGAGGAGGAUCGAAUUCGGAAGGCGAUCAGCAAGCGAAAACGGAGGACAACAAUGAGACUACUGCUAGUAGUGGGAGUGAUCAUUCGGAUGAGAAGCAGCAGCAGCAACGUAGGAAGAGCAGCAGCCCACACAAGAAGUCUCCAAAGCCACCUCGACCACCGCGAGGCCCCUCGCUGGACGCAGCUGAUCUCAAGCUCAUCAAGGAGAUCUCCGAGCUCGCCAUGUUGAAGCGCGCCAGGAUCGAGAGGAUCAAGGCCAUGAAGAAGGCCAAAGUUGCUAAACAGUCAUCGGUUUCUUCGACGGGCAAUCUGUUUGCUAUGAUUUUCACUGUCCUGUUCUUUCUGGUCAUACUCUGCCAAGGAAUGUCGUCGAGGAUUACAACGAUAGACCUACAGACGGCCCCCGAGCCAGCUAGAAUGAUGGACAAUGAUCUCAUAGCGGUUCAGUACUUCGGUGUUCCCUCUGUAAAUGGCCCUAUCGGUCUGAGCUCUGGUUCUCACAACUCGGGUGUUGAUCCUCCGGAUUCAGCAAGACGACUCGGAUGAGUGUCAGGGUUUAUGUUAGAGAAAGAAUAAACUUGCCAUUUAUCUGCAAGUUGUCAACCUUUUGUUUCCCCCCGUUUCCUUUUUGUUUCCCUUCUCCAUAUGAGAACUGUGAUAGAUUAGUAGACUUCGGUGGAUUCACCGAGGUUAAAUGGAGCAAGGAAAGAAGCAGGAAGAGGGUAAUGUAGAUACGAGUCUCAGAGCCAUUUGAUAGGCCAGAGCUAAUGCAUUUGAUAAAGAAGGAAGCGGCUGUCUUUUGCAGUGGGAAGAUGGUAGGUUUGUGCUGUGUAUUUGAAUGAGAAGGUUCAAAAUGAGUUUAGUAGUUUUUGUCAACUGGGUUUUGGCCACACUGAUUUCAAUAACAUAAUGUUACCUUGUGCAUAUAUUAUCCUUCCAAUUUGUCUGAUCAAAUUGCAAAGUAGGAUUUUGAACCAUUGAUGUUUUGGACCAUCCAUCCAAGCUUCCCAUCUGUCACAUCCUAAUCUGUCAAACAUGAACCCAGUUCUUAUAACAGGAAGAUACAAAGUAGCAGCUCUAUCUACUGCUAUAGUGUUGCUGCCUGGAAGCUGGAAUGCAGCUGCUCUGUCUACUGCUCUAGUGUUGCUGCCGGGAAGCAAGUUAGUGGACAGAUUUGUUUUCCAUUUUAUAAUCAUCUUUCUCCUCAGAAGUUGAUUAUGAACUCUAUGUGGGUUGACUUCAAUUAUUUUCCUCAGGGCAGGGGAGGCAAUGGCAAAUCUUAGCUAAGCCAGCGUGUAGUCCAUUUAAUGCAACUGCAUGUUGAUUGAACACGUGCUUCCACAUGUUCAUCUUUUGCAUGCAGCUUUUUGUGCAGGAUUAGCCUAAAACAGGGGGAAAGUUCAAAUUCGCGUUAUUGUUUAGGAUUAAUCUAGAGGGGGAAUUCAAAUUUCUGUUCUCCCUGUUAGCAACCAUCGGGCACCUUAAACUGAACAAGAUGCUAACUUCACGCUCACUCAUCUACUUGGAUCGCUCCCUUCUUUUUUUUAUUGUUGAAGAAAGCAAUGGAAACCCAGUAGAAUAUCUAAUCAUGUGCAUUUCUUUAAUUUCUGACAGUCACUUCAAAUAAUUGGGUCUAUUAUCUUUUUCCCCUCAUGAAUAGCCGUUUCUUAUUAAAGCUUGCUUGUUCAUACAAAGCAUAGUAUCGAAAUGAACAAAAGUUCGGGUAUUACUGUUAUUCAUCCAAAGGAUUGAAAAAAGUAACAUGGGCCGGGCAACUAUUCGGUCAACGUCGGACUUAAUUAUACCGAUUCAAUAUUUGGACGGAAUAUAUCGAAUAUCGAAUCAAAUAUAUUUCAAUUCGAUUUGAAUUCUAUAAAUCAUUUUCAGUAUGAAACUUUGUUGACAAUUAUUGAAUUCGAACCGGACCAAAACAAACUAAAAAUACAUACUUUUGAUAUGAUUCUGAAUUUCUGAUCUCAUUUUUUUCUUUUCUUUGGAAUGGGUUUGUCUCGAUUUGAUCUGAUUCUGAACCGAGUAGUAGCUCUAUCCUGAAUAGCCGAACCAAGAUUAGCAGAGAAUUUUUUUUUUUUUUUUUUUAUCGAAUCGAACAGGCUGCAUCCUUAUUCGGCCCAACGGCGCUCAAUCUCGAAUGGGCCGGAAGCUCAAUGUAUAAUUAGACGAAACGACGUGUGACAUGCGCGAAAGCCCAUAUGUGAAACUGUGAAAGGCCCCCGAAAAACUAUGUCCUUUCAGUCUCAAUAAAAUUACUGGACUCAU